This is a messenger RNA of Arabidopsis arenosa, 3595 nucleotides long. Lineage: Eukaryota; Viridiplantae; Streptophyta; Magnoliopsida; Brassicales; Brassicaceae. The record is from the annotation of a GenBank genome assembly.
AGAAACCUCAAAAACUCAAAGUGAGAAGAAGAAUCAAAAUCCCACACAAUGGCAACACUCUCUUCUUUCACCGCAACAACACCUCUCCUUCUCAUCGUUCUUCUAUCUCUAUUCUCCGUCUCAGUUCACGGCGCAUCUCACCACCACGCGGCGGCGCCGGCUCCGUCUGUAGACUGUUCGACUCUCAUUCUCAACAUGGCUGACUGUUUGUCCUUUGUUUCGAGCGGAGGCACGGUGGCGAAACCGGAAGGUACUUGUUGUUCUGGUCUUAAGACGGUGCUUAAAACUGACGCUGAGUGUCUCUGUGAAGCGUUUAAGAGCAGUGCUUCUCUUGGAGUUACUUUGAAUAUCACUAAGGCUUCUACUCUUCCCGCCGCAUGCAAGCUUCACGCUCCUUCUAUCGCUAAUUGUGGAUUGUCUGUUGCUCCAAGUACUGCUCCAGGUCUUGCUCCAGGAGGAGCUGCUGCUGGACCUGAAACAGCCGGAGUUCUAGCUCCAAACCCAUCUCCAGGGAAUGAUGGAUCUUCUUUGAUUCCGAUCUCGAUUACAACCGUAUUCAGCGCCGUAUUGGCUUUCUAUGCUUCGCUGAUCAGGAUGCCGAUGGGACGGUUUCUAUCUCUGGUCCGAGGAGACUCGGCUGAGUCACCUCGUGAGAUUACCUCACAGAGUAACAUCAUCGGCGAUACUGGUUCUAAUGGUUGGCUUAUUAGGUUUUUCGAUUCUGCUUUCUUCUGUGAGUGGAUUGCUGUUAGUUAUCUGUACAAGCACCCACAUGCUGGUGUUAGGGACUACUUAUGCAAUAGGAUGUAUACGCUUCCCUUAUCAGGUAUUGAGAGUUAUCUGUUCCAGAUUUGCUACAUGAUGGUGCACAAACCAAGCCCAUCUCUUGAUAAGUUUGUAAUAGACAUCUGUGGAAAGUCACUGAAAAUCGCACUGAAAGUGCAUUGGUUUUUGUUGGCUGAGCUGGAGGAUUCUGACGAUAAUGAAGGCAUCAGCAGGAUUCAAGAGAAGUGUCAAAUUGCAGCUACUUUGAUGGGUGAGUGGUCUCCUCUCAUGCGUCCACAGAACGAGGUCUCAACCCCAGGGAGCAAGAAUCAGGUCCUAAAUAGACUUUUGUCAUCAAAACAGAAGCUCUUCUCAUUAAAGUUAUCUCCUCCCACCCAGAAGUCUUUGUCAUUCUCACCUUCGCCAGGGACCAACGUGCAGGAUGAUGGUAGUCAGUUACCUGCUGAGGAUAAUAAGAUUUUUAAGAAACUUAUCCCAAGUCCUAAAGUCAGAGAUGCUUUAAUGUUUAGAAAGUCAGUUGACAAAGAUGAUGAAGAGAGUGAAAAGGAAGGAUUCUUCAAGAGGCUCUUGAGGGACAGCAAAGUGUCUGCCGAUAGGAAAUCUGGUGAAGAGGAUGAAAGGGAGGGGUUUUUCAAAAAAUUCUUUAAGGAAAAAUCUGAUGACAAGAAAGACAUUGUCAAGGUUGAUGACGGGAAUGAAAGUGAGGGUGAUGAAUCUCCAGAAUUUUCUCUGUUCAAAAGAUUAUUCCGUAUACAUCCUGAAGAUGCAAAACCUACUUCAGAAAAUGAAAAUAGCGGCAAUGGCUUAGUUGAAAGCAGUCCUGGGACAGAAAACUUUUUCCGCAAGUUGUUCAGAGAUCGUGACCAAUCUGUUGAAGAUUCUGAACUGUUUGGAUCAAAGAAACACAAGGAGAAACGGCCAGGCUCCCCUAAACAGCGGGAUGAUACUCCAUCUGGUAAGCCCCCGCUACCAAACAAUACUGCAUCACAAUUCAGGAAAGGGGCUUACCACGAGUCGUUGGAGUUUGUACAAGCGUUAUGUGAAACAUCGUAUGGUUUAGUAGAUAUCUUUCCCAUUGAAGAUCGGAAGAUUGCUCUUCGGGAGUCUCUUGCAGAGAUCAAUUUUCAUUUAUCGGAAGCUGAAAUCACUGGAGGAAUUUGUUUUCCGAUGGGGAGAGGAGUUUAUCGUGUGGUCCAUAUUCCUGAAGACGAAUGCAUUCUUUUGAAUUCUAGGGAAAAGGCACCAUACAUGAUCUCCGUAGAAGUUUUGAAAGCGGAAACACCCAGCAGUGCUAAAGAUACAUCGAACUCCCAGAAGCUUUCUAAAGGGGGAAUUCCAUUGGCAAACGGGGACGCAUUCUUGCAAAAGCCACCUCCAUGGGCUUAUCCACUAUGGACUACUCAGGAGGUUUAUCGCAACAGUGCUGACCGAAUGUCGUUAUCCACUGCUCAAGCAAUUGAUCAGGCAAUGACUCCUAAGUCAGAGGUGAAGGUGAAACUUGUCAAUGUAAGUCUCUCAGUGGAGAAUUGUACUUCAGCUCUUGAAUCAUUGGGCAAUCCACUUGAUGAUGUUCUGGGGGAGGCCCCAAGGACUGGGUUGAACACUGAUCUUGAAUGGGUAAGGGUGGUCGUAACGGCUGACCCAGGACUUAGAAUGGAAAGCAUUCCUGAUCCAUCAGCCCCACGUAAAAAGGAACAUCGUCGUGUUCCAAGUACUGUUGCCAUGGAGGAAGUAAGGGCUGCUGCAGCGAAGGGAGAGGCACCUCCAGGCCUUCCUCUCAAAGGGGCUGGUCAGGAUUCGUCGGAUGCACAACCAAGGGCCAACGGUGGAAUGCUUAAGGAAGGUGAUGCCUUAUCAGGUGAACUUUGGGAGGGAAAGCGAGACAGAAUACGUAAAGCUUCAAUAUAUGGAAAGUUACCUGGUUGGGACCUGCGUUCUAUCAUUGUGAAGAGCGGUGACGACUGUAGGCAGGAACAUCUUGCUGUGCAACUCAUUUCUCACUUUUAUGAUAUAUUCCAGGAAGCCGGUCUACCUCUCUGGUUACGUCCUUAUGAAGUCUUGGUUACAUCUUCUUAUACUGCCCUUAUAGAAACAAUUCCAGAUACGGCUUCUAUUCAUUCUAUCAAAAGUAGAUAUCCCAACAUAACGAGCCUACGUGAUUUCUUUGUUGCAAAGUAUAAAGAAAACUCUCCAAGUUUUAAGCUCGCCCAGAGGAAUUUCGUUGAAAGUAUGGCCGGAUAUUCUUUGGUCUGUUACCUUCUGCAGGUAAAAGAUCGUCAUAAUGGAAAUCUUCUCUUGGAUGAAGAGGGUCACAUUAUACACAUUGAUUUCGGUUUUAUGCUUUCGAAUUCUCCUGGUGGCGUAAACUUUGAGAGUGCCCCGUUUAAGUUAACCCGUGAACUUCUUGAGGUCAUGGACUCUGAUGCUGAUGGGGUUCCAAGUGAGUUCUUUGACUAUUUCAAGGUGCUAUGCAUUCAAGGAUUCCUUACAUGUAGAAAGCAUGCGGAACGGAUUAUUCUCUUAGUUGAAAUGUUACAGGAUUCGGGUUUCCCUUGCUUCAAAGGUGGUCCACGAACCAUUCAAAACCUAAGAAAACGAUUUCAUCUAAGUUUAACUGAGGAGCAAUGUGUCUCUUUGGUCCUCUCUCUCAUCAGCAGUAGCUUAGAUGCUUGGCGGACACGACAAUAUGAUUACUACCAACGGGUCUUAAAUGGAAUAUUGUGAUGUUUCAAAGAACCAACCUAGUAAGGGUAAAAACUCACAACAUACAUUGGUAUGUUGGGUUAGCUCAUAAAACAAUACGUUUUUG